Penicillium brasilianum is the source of this 794-nucleotide messenger RNA. Lineage: Eukaryota; Fungi; Ascomycota; Eurotiomycetes; Eurotiales; Aspergillaceae. The record is from the annotation of a GenBank genome assembly.
GCCGAGUUUACCGGUAAAUUCGCCGGUGUAGAUCAGGGUCUGAUAGCUUGCCCACUUGGUCAUCAAGGGUCCUCAUUCAAAGUAAUUUGAAACAUUUGACAUGAGUAAAUCACAUGGAAAGUUGAACCAUACUCAGGCGGCAUUCAUCGAUCUGGAGCCAGAUUCCCUGACUAAGCAGAGCACGUGACCAAGACAGCGGAGAGGACGGUUUUGCCCGGCGCCGCGCUACGAAUUUCCCAUCCAUCGAACCACGACCCAGUCUCCACGGGACGUCGAGCAAAAAUGGCCAAGAAAGCAAAGUCACGCACCAUUACCGUCCGCCUGAUUUCCAUGGCGAUGACUGGUUUCUACCGUACCAUGAUCCGGCCUCGUGCGCACCGCCCGCUCUCCAUGCUCAAGUACGAUCCCGUCGUGAAGAAGAAGGUGCUUUUCCUUGAAGCGACCAAGGGUGGAAAGGCGAAAUAAAUGAUUUCGACGUUGCGAUUGCCGAUUUCGAUAUACCCCGAUUACCAAUUCGAGCAUCCGUCAUCGUGUCCUUUGUGUGGAAAGUCAGAUACUGCUAUCUCCGCCCCGCAGAGUCAUUUCCCUCUGCGCUUUUGAUCGGAAAUUACUUGUCUCGGUCUGGUGUCAAUCCCGAGAGGAUGCCCGAGAGGCUGUGUUGGUCGUGAUUAGGGGAUGUCUGGGCUGAGUGGCCCUAUUGUGUACAUUAUAUCCUGGGAAGUGUUGAUGAGAGAGCGACUCUCUCAUACCUGCUCCACUUUGUACUUCCUUUUGAUGGAGCAUUGUGUCUGGCG